GGGACUCCGGCGGUCAGAGAGAGGAGACAGGGAAAGAAGACAGUGGGACUCCGGCGGUCAGAGAGAGGAGACAGGGAAAGAAGACAGUGGGACUCCAGCGGUCAGAGAGAGGAGACAGGGAAAGAAUACAGUGGGACUCCGGCGGUCAGAGAGAGGAGACGGGGAAAGAGAGAGAACUUCGUGCGUUCUACUACACACAGUCACAGGAUAAGGACGAGUGCGUAGACAGUUAUUAUAUACAUAUUUGUGUGUCUUCUUUUUAAAUCAACGUUUGCACGUGAGAUUACGGUUGUAGUGGGUGUAAAGGAACUAUAAUAGAAUCGGAGGAAUGUAUCCAGCUAAAGCAACAGUGACCCACCGUCCUCCGAGAUGUCAGCUCCACAUUAUCCGAACCAUCGUGCUACUCCUGGCUGUCCUAGAGAUGACUGCGACACGGUCUGAUUUCCCCCACGACCCCAGUGUUGUGGCCCCCUCCACUUGGAACAGCUCAGCUCUCUUCUUGCGUCUGGAGGCUCCUAUGAACAACAUCACCACGUCUCUGGGCCAGACAGCAGAGCUGCUGUGUCGUGUGUCCGGUAACCCCACUCCCACGGUGCGCUGGCUGAAGAACGACGCCCCCGUGGUCCAGGAGCCUCGCCGGAUCUCCUACCGACCAACGCCCUAUGGCUCCCGCCUCCGCAUCCGUAACCUGGACACUACAGACACAGGCUACUUCCAGUGUGUGGCCACUAACAGCUACGGCAUCGUCUCCACCACAGGAGUACUCUUCGUCAAGUUUGAUCCACUCCCUACACCAAUGCCAGGGAGGCCCUAUCCUGAUGAUUUUGAUGAGGAGGGGUUCUGCCAACCGUACAGGGGAGUGGCCUGUUCUCGCUUCAUAGGAAACCGCAGCAUCUUCGUUGACUCUCUGCAGAUGCAGGGUGAGAUCGAGACCCAGAUCACAGCCGCCUUCACCAUGAUCGGAACGUCCAACCACCUGUCGGACCGCUGCUCCCUGUUCGCCAUCCCGUCUCUGUGCCACUUUGCCUUCCCUACAUGUGACCGCAGCUCUGGGACAGACAAGCCCAGGGACCUGUGUAAGGACGAGUGUGAGAUCCUAGAGAAUGACCUGUGUAAGACCGAGUACAUCAUCGCCCGUUCCAACCCCAUCAUCCUGAAGAGACUGAAACUACCUAACUGUGAGGACUUGGCGGGACACACCAGCCCAGAGGCUGCCAACUGCAUGAGGAUAGGGAUCCCCAUGGUCGAGCCCUUCAACAAGAACCACAAGUGUUUCAACAGCAGUGGUUCAGACUUCCGCGGGACGGUCAGUAAGACCAAGUCAGGUCGUCAGUGCCAGCCCUGGAACUCUCAGUACCCUCACAGUCACACCUACCUGGCGGUACAAUACCCCGAGCUCAGCGGAGGACACUCCUACUGCCGUAACCCCGGCAACAAGCAGGAGGGACCAUGGUGUUUCACGCUGGACGAGGGGGUCCGCUUGGAACUAUGUGACAUCCCUGUUUGUGAUUAUAAGGAGAAGCGUGGGGGCAGUAACAUGGAGAUUCUGUACAUCCUGGUCCCGAGCAUAGCCAUCCCUCUGUCCAUCGCCCUCCUUUUCUUCUUCAUCUGUUUGUGUCGUAACAACCAGAAGGCUUCUCGCCCCCCAGCCCCCAGACAGCCCAAACCUGUCAGGGGACAGAACGUUGAGAUGUCCAUGCUCACCAACUACAAACCCAAGAGUAAGGCCAAGGAGCUCCCCCUAUCCGCAGUGCGUUUCAUGGAGGAGCUAGGUGAAUGUACAUUUGGUAAGAUCUACAAGGGCCACCUGUACAUGCCUGGUAUGGAGCAUGCCCAGCUGGUGGCCAUCAAGACCCUGAAGGACUACUCCAGCCCUGGCCAGUGGGGGGACUUCCAACAGGAGGCAUCAGUCAUGGCUGAGCUGCACCAUCACAAUGUGGUGUGUAUUUUGGGGGUAGUGACCCAGGAACAGCCUGUCUGCAUGCUGUUUGAGUUCCUGAACCAGGGGGACCUCCAUGAGUUCCUCAUUAUGCGUUCUCCUCACUCUGACGUGGGCUGUAGUAGUGAUGAGGACGGGACCAUCAAGUCCGUCCUGGACCACGGAGACUUCCUGCACCUGGCCAUCCAGGUGGCUGCUGGUAUGGAAUACCUGGCCAGUCACUCCUUUGUCCAUAAGGACCUGGCAGCCCGUAACAUCCUAGUGGGGGAACGGCUCCACGUCAAGAUAUCUGACCUGGGUCUGUCCCGAGAGAUCUAUGCCUCCGACUACUACAGGGUCCAGCCCAAGGCUUUACUCCCGAUCCGAUGGAUGCCUCCUGAGUCCAUGGCCUAUGGGAAGUUCACGUCGGAGUCAGAUAUCUGGGCGUUUGGCGUGGUGCUGUGGGAGAUCUUCAGCUACGGCCUGCAGCCCUACUACGGCUUCAGCAACCAGGAGGUCAUGGAGAUGGUGAGGAAACGCCAGCUGCUGCCCUGCCCAGAGGACUGCCCCCCCAGGGUCUUCAGCCUGAUGACAGAGUGCUGGCAGGAGGGCCCAGCGAGGCGUCCGCGGUUUAAGGAUAUCCACUGUCGUCUCCGGGCCUGGGAGGGGCUGUCAUCCCACGCCAGUUCUAGUACCCCAUCAGGAGGCGGGGGCAACGCCACCACCCAGACCACCUCGUUGAGUGCUAGUCCUGUCAGUAACCUCAGCAACCCACGCUACGCCGCUGCAGGCUACCUCUACCCAGCCCAGGGGAUACCCGCGCCUGGUCAUCCGGGCCACCAAAUGGCAGGCUGGACCCCAAUGACCCAUGGAGCACCCAUGGCCCAGAACCAGCACCAACACCAAUGCUUCAUCCCUGUCAACGGCUACCCCAUCCCCCCAGGCUAUGCUGCCUUUCCUGCAGCCCACUUCCAGGCCCAGGGCCCCCCCAGGGGGGUGCAACACCUCCCCCCGCCCAAGAGCAGAUCUCCCAGCAGUGCUAGCGGCUCCACCAGCACCGGUCAUGUGGCCAGCUUGCCAUCCACGGGGUCUAAUCACGAUGCGAACACGCCACUGCUGUCACACUGCGUGGCGAUAUCCGCCCUGCCAGGGGGCGGGACCAUGCAGGUAUACGGACACAUGUCCCAGAAGGCUUUGCGACAGAUGGACCCCUCGCAGACGUCCGCACUGCUGGCCGACGCCAACAGACUCAUGUACAGCGAUUCAAUCAUCACCGCUGACAUGUAAAACACUACAGACCUGGACUUUAUAAUAUCUCAUCUGGUUGAUUUCAUGCUUUGUUUCCUUUUACCUGUUUUGUUUGUUUUUGUAAUAAAAUUAUUAUAAUUAUUGUGUCAACUUUUUACUCUACUUGUAAAUACAUGUACGAAAUCCCGAAUGAAUGAAAUGCAAAGAUUUAUAUUCAAUUAACUUGUUUUAAUAAGAGAGCUAGAAGUCGUGGCCUGCCUCCUAUUCUGAAACUCAAACUGCCUGAAUAGACUCUUAAUGAAUCUACUCUACCUGCCUGGAUAGACUCUUAAUGAAUCUACUCUACCUGCCUAGAUAGACUCUUAAUGAAUCUGCUCCACCUGCCUGGAUAGACUCUUAAUGAAUCUACUCUACCUGCCUGGAUAGACUCUUAAUGAAUCUACUCUACCUGCCUGGAUAGACUCUUAAUGAAUCUACUCUACCUGCCUAGAUAGACUCUUAAUGAAUCUGCUCCACCUGCCUGGAUAGACUCUUAAUGAAUCUACUCUACCUGCCUGGAUAGACUCUUAAUGAAUCUACUCUACCUGCCUGGAUAGACUCUUAAUGAAUCUACUCUACCUGCCUGGAUAGACUCUUAAUGAAUCUACUCUACCUGCCUGGAUAGACUCUUAAUGAAUCUACUCUACCUGCCUAGAUUGACUCUUAAUGAAUAUACUCUACCUGCCUGGAUAGACUCUUGAUGAAUCUACUCUACCUGCCUGGAUAGACUCUUAAUGAAUCUACUCUACCUGCCUAGAUAGACUCUUAAUGAAUCUACUCUACCUACCUGGAUAGACUCUUAAUGAAUCUACUCUACCUGCCUGGAUAGACUCUUAAUGAAUCUACUCUACCUGCCUGGAUAGACUCUUAAUUAAUCUACUCUACCUGCCUGGAUAGACUCUUAAUGAAUCUACUCUACCUGCCUGGAUAGACUCUUAAUGAAUCUACUCUACCUGCCUGGAUAGACUCUUAAUGAAUCUACUCUACCUGCCUGGAUAGACUCUUAAUGAAUCUACUCUACCUGCCUGGACAGACACUUAGUAAACUCUGAAUCAGACACUUCUUGAUUUUCUGGAGCACUUUAGGGCUGUUCUGCAGUAGGGUGUGGUGUUGUUGGACUGGAGGGGCCAUGUUCUGCACAGCGCUAUGCAAUAACAUAGCACUCAUGCCCUCUGCAUCACUCUCCACAGUUAUGUGCCUCCACAGUCUCCACAGUCUCCACAGUUAUGUGCCUCCACAGUUAUGUGCCUCCACGGUCUCCACAGUUAUGUGUGUCCACUAGACUCUCUUCUCAAUACAGGGUUCUAUCAAUUCAUAUUUCACUGAUGUAGAGGUACUAGGACUGAAUCAGACGAUUGUUUAACCAGCCAUACUUCUCUCUCCAAUCUGUGAGCAUGUCUCUCCUCCCCUCUAUCACCCUCUUACAAUAGAUCAGUUAUGCAAUAUGGCUCUUACAUUGGCUCUGCAGUCUUUGAUCUAUCCAUUUAUUGUUGUUUUUAUGAUAUGAAGAAAUAGUACUGAUACAUGUAUGUUCAUCAUAACUUCUUUCUCAAAGCAAUCAAUAUAACAAUAAUGUCUGACAGUAGGGUGAAGGAAUGAUCAAAUAUAGGUAUGAAUCUGAUAUCCAACCACAUUUGACCAGACAGCUCACAAAAUCAGCUACAAUACAGUAUAUUUCACCUCACUUUAAUGUGUUUGUUGCUAUGCAACUACUUAGUACAAAUACUCAUUGUUUGCCUGUACAGGAAGAGAACAAGCACUUGCCUUCCAUGCUUACUCUGGUAUAAUACACAUCUCUUCCAUGCUUACUCUGGUAUAAUACACAUCUCUUCCAUGCUUACUCUGGUAUAAUACACAUCUCUUCCAUACUUACUCUGGUAUAAUACACAUCUCUUCCAUACUUACUCU
Molecule: messenger RNA, 5113 nt
Organism: Oncorhynchus mykiss (rainbow trout)
Lineage: Eukaryota; Metazoa; Chordata; Actinopteri; Salmoniformes; Salmonidae
Gene: ror1
Product: receptor tyrosine kinase-like orphan receptor 1
Biological process (GO): positive regulation of canonical NF-kappaB signal transduction; multicellular organism development; positive regulation of kinase activity
Cellular component (GO): signaling receptor complex; plasma membrane
Molecular function (GO): ATP binding; Wnt-protein binding; protein kinase activity
Source: RefSeq, a predicted model, not a curated record